UGCUGCUAGUUGUCGAACCGCAAACGGAGGUUAAGAUAUCCUUUACAUAUAGAUGGACACCAUCACAAGCAUUCGAAAUAAAACUGUGCGCCGACUGCGAACUCAGGUGUUGGAUCGCCUGGAUGCUGACUUUGCCUUCACAACAUUUAUGGAGGGAGAUACGGACGAGACGAUGACAGAAGAAAGGGCUGAAAGAAUAAUUAACUUAAUACCYGAAGGUAACUACCGGUUGGAGCUAACGUUCAUAAAGUAUUUAGACGGCGAGUGGAUGAUAGAAAAGGGGCGCAAUCCUAUCAGGGCGUCUGGUAAGAAGGACCUGUUUGUCUUAAACGAAAACACACGCCCCGGAGCAUUGGUAGGAAUAGACAUGCUGUUUUACGAGGUUGCUUACCCGGUUACCGUAGUCAUUUACGGUGCGUACGAGAUAAAGACGCCAGACGUUAAGAAGUUGAAACCGAUGCGACAUCCCGGUAACUGCGUAGGGAAGUUAGUAAGAGAGUUCUUUGAAGACUCCUCUCGGGGCGGUAAACUG
Messenger RNA from Actinia tenebrosa (Australian red waratah sea anemone), 532 nucleotides. RefSeq lists its product as uncharacterized. NCBI's taxonomy places the organism in Eukaryota, Metazoa, Cnidaria, Anthozoa, Actiniaria, Actiniidae. The record is from RefSeq and is a predicted model, not a curated record.